This is a messenger RNA of Durusdinium trenchii, 752 nucleotides long. Lineage: Eukaryota; Dinophyceae; Suessiales; Symbiodiniaceae. The record is from the annotation of a GenBank genome assembly.
CCAACAUCGGUCCUUCCUACUUGAACAUAGUAACAAGAAGCUACUAGUAGCAAGUGCAUCGCUACUAGUAACAAGGGCAUCGCUACUAGUAGCAAGUAUCUCGCAAUUUCGGCCCAAGAGAGAGACGCUUACACGUUGCACCGCUGGUGCAGUGAACCGUGAUCGAUGAGUGACUACUUGUCCACUGGGGGUGUCCGUGCCCCCCGAAAUCUUGGUGGACACCUCACGACGGAGUAGCUCUACACCAGUUCCUAAGGAUGAACUUUUUCUGGAAGGCUACGGCCGACAAUUUGGUGAAAAGAUGACCUACAGCAUUGGCUUGACCUACGGUGCUGGACUUCUCACCGGUGGCUUCUACGGUGGACUACUUGGAAUUAGACAAGGUGGUGCCACACCGAAGCUGUUCCUGAACUCAGUACUGAACUCCUGCAGUCGGUACGGUCCGGCUUUGGCCAAUCAGUCAGCCAUUAUCACCAUGUACUACGUGCUCUUCAAUGGCUUGGUCAGCACUUUUCGAUCAGAUGACACUGCUAAUUCGGCAGUGGCUGGUGCUUGCGCAGGGGCCAUGUACAAAGCUGCUAGCAGAUCUCUUGAGUCAAUAGGGAGAUAUUCAGUUGCUAGCUGUGCAUUCUUCACAGGCAUAGACUACCUGAUGCGCACCGGACGAUUUUGAUGUUGAACCAGCGAUGUGUCUUGGGCGUUUGCCCCAGUACAGUCAACGACAGCGUUGUCAAUGCGUGGCCAAACAAACA